AUGGCACCUCAAGGUCUACAGUACGCCGACGCCGACACCGACGCCAGCAGCCGGGCCUCUCCCGAGGACCAGCUCCGGCCUCCUCGAGCCCGCUCGCCGUCCUUGUCGACCAUCGCCGGCAGCAUGCGCCAGAAGCUGAAGGCCCUCCGGAAGAAGAUAGUGCAGGGCCAGACCCUCGUUCCGGCAGCCGAACCGGACGGGAGCGGGAACGACAGGUCUCAGUACUUGCUGAGCUCGACCGGCCUGGUGGAGCCGGACGUCAUGGCCCUGCGCUUCCCCUUGCUAUCGUCCCGGCAUCAGGGCUCCUGGGACGAGAGCCGAAUUAUUUUCAAUCGCAACCGCAAUUUCCUUACCUCUAGCAGAGAUAAAAUGGUUAGUCCCGACAGGCUGUGUACUAACUUUCAACAUGCCAUAAUGCCGAGAAAGUGGCCGGACGAGGAACUAGAGCUCCAGCGCGAGGUGAUUAAGAAAUACGAAGCGGGAGUCAGGCUGUGGACUAAAGAGGAGCUUCUCGCUAUGGAGGACAUGGCUACUGGUCUUGGCGGCAAAGUGUGCACUCCUCUCUACGCCGGACAGGGGGAGUAUACCGUUGAGAAAGAAAAAGGGUACUUAUACAAGGUCGAUUUCCACGGCUACAAAGCCUUAGCUUUCCCGCUUUCCUCCCGCGCCAACGGGACGCCAUACAGCUCCAUGACCCUCAGCAAAAAGCCCGCCUACACCCACAUCCCCACGGACCUCGACGAGCAGGAAGACGUCUUCCACCGGUGGUGGACCAUCUGGGACACCAGCUCGAUCGGGCGCCACUUCCACGCGUGCAUGAUGCGGCUCCCCUUCCCGCCGUACAUCAACAAGAUCGUCUGCAUCGGGCUCGGCAACUUCGUCGCCGCCUCCGCGGACGCAGAUGCGAACGCCAACCUCCCCACCCCGCUGCAGCACGCCAUCCUCCGCCACGCGGCCGUCCUGACCGUCGCGGACGCCCUGGACCGGCGCUUCGGGCGCGAGAUACGGGUCCUGGCGCAGGACCCCGAGUACACGCCGGACUGCGCGGCGGUGCUGGCGCGGCGCGGGUUCGCGAUCGUGGGGCGGCACGGGGCGGCCGGGCUCGCGGAGAUCGACGACAAGACGUUUGUGUUCGCGCCCUCGCCGGGGUUCUGCGUCAAGGAGGUCGUCGCCGACAUCGCGACGCCCGCCGGCAUGUUCUGGGGCAUGAUCACGACGCCGGAGGAGGAGAGGGACAGGGAGAGGGGGAAAACGAAUGGGCCGGGGGUGGAUUUCGGGGCUGGGGUUAUGGGGUAUUGGAACCCUGACAACACAGAUCCCGACACGCCCCGUGUCCGCCUACUUGGCAAUCAGUACGGCAUGCACCCGUUCCCGUACACCAACUUAUUUGGGGACGUGGCGAUAUAUUCGCUCAGAGGGUAG
Molecule: messenger RNA, 1422 nt
Organism: Daldinia caldariorum
Lineage: Eukaryota; Fungi; Ascomycota; Sordariomycetes; Xylariales; Hypoxylaceae
Exons: 4
Coding region: 1-1422 (473 amino acids)
Source: RefSeq, a predicted model, not a curated record